CGUCGAAAGAGGAAUCAAGUCCAGUGUCUCGUAGACUGGCCUGAGUUCUGGCCGUCUAUAGCAUUGGUAGAGACGCAGAAUAAUCCCCUUCCCAGCCAUAAUCGGUUUCCUGCGUACUAGAUUCGGCGAAGAAAGUGGUGGGACGCUGAAGUCAGAUCACAAAAUAAUUCCUUUCUAUAGCGCCUCUUUCCAUGACAUUACAUUAGUCCUGCGUAAAGUAGCAGAGGCAACCCGAUCCGGAAUGUAUGCAACAGCCCCAGUUCUGUCGACGCCUGCGGAGCAUAUAUUUGAAGAAGAAUCUCCGAUCAUUCCGCCACUACCGCUGGACGAUGAGCAGCUAUACGUACAGUAUGAGAUUCAGCGAACCGUCAACGAGAUCCGGGAUGGUCGGUGGACAAGAAUUGCGUUGCAAUUUCCGGACGAGAUGUUAGUGCAUGCGCCUAGAGUCUUCGAUAGGCUUCAGCAUGAGCUCCGACUCCGGCCACCAUCUAAUGCCGUGCAUGUCAUUGAAGGUGGCGUCGAAGCAAUUCGACUCCAUGAUCAGGGUGAUGGUGCUGGAAAUGGCACUUGUGACGAUGGCAUCGGGGCGAAACUAUGCAUCCUCGCGGACACAUCCUACGGAGCUUGCUGCGUGGAUGAGGUUGCGGCAGAGCAUGUUGACGCUGAGGUUGUCGUGCACUAUGGCCGAGCCUGCUUGUCUCCAACUGCGCGUCUGCCUGUAAUCUACGUCUUCACUACUAAGCCGUUGGACCAAGAAGCGGCGGUUACCAGCUUCAUACGAACCUUUCCAAACCAAGACGAGAGGGUGUGCUUGUUGGCAGAUAUACCGUACCAUCACCACUUGUCGCGCCUUGGAGAACGACUACGUGAAGAAGGCUACACGAAAUAUUGCGUAACAGACAUACUCAGCGAUCCAUCUUCCCUCAUUCCCAACCGGACGGUACCGACGGAUGUGAGAGAUGAGCCAGGGAAGCUGCGGGAGUAUUCGGUCUUCCAUAUCUCAACUCCGCCUACUUCGCUUCUUCUCACCCUUUCGUCUCGCGUCAAGAGCAUUCACAUCUACCCCACCGAUGCUUCCAUCCCAACUAAAAGCGCACUUCAGCCCGCCUCAAGCACCGCACUGCUUCGGCGGCGCUACGCUCUUGUUACCCGUCUGAGCACCGUCCCCGUUUUCGGCAUCUUGAUCAAUACGCUCUCGGUGUCGAAUUAUAUGGCCGCACUUUCACACGUCCAAGACCUCAUCACCCGCGCGGGCAAGAAAUACUACGUUUUCGUCGUCGGCAAAGUUAAUGCGGCUAAAGUGGCGAACUUCGCCGAGAUUGGAGGCUGGGUGGUGAUUGGAUGCUGGGAGAGCAGCCUGGUUGAGAGCAAGGACUUCUACCGGCCCAUUAUUACGCCCUUCGAGCUGGAGGUAGCACUGACGGACGACAGGGAGAGGGUGUGGGGUGGGGAGUGGGUUGGAGAUUUUGCGGCUUUGCUAAAGCGUGGGGACAACAUGAGCGCUACUGGGCACGUCGCAGAAGAAAUGCCAGGUACAGUUGAUGGGUUCGGUGGUCAGCAUGACGGCGAAGAUAGCACGUGGGAUGAUCAGCCUUCAGAUGAAGAGCCAGAGUUCGAUCUUCGCACUGGCCGCUACGUCUCACAGUCCCGGCCGAUGGGACGUCAGAAACAGGUUUCAUCAGCAAGCCGAUCAAACGGCACGACUGCACAGUCGCAAGCGUCAAGGAAUGCCACACCCAGCUCAGCCCUAGUACAGCGUGCGAAAGGAGAGGUGGCGUUAGUUAACGGUGCAGUCUCACCAGCAGCCGAGUAUCUGCGCACCAAGCGCACCUGGCAGGGUCUGGGUAGCGACUACGAGAUUGCGUACGAACGGGACGCAGAAGGCAAGAUACAGGGCGCGUUGAUGGAAGAGGGGAGAUCUGGCGUUGCAAAAGGGUAUAUGGUGGGUUCCGCAGUCGAUCAGAGGACUUGAGCUGGGCGUGUGCCAUUCCGUCGUACCGAUAGCAAGAGCAAAGUACCAAGAGACUUUGCAAGCCACUCUUCGUGUAAGGCUGCAUGGCACUAUUAUACCGGCCUCGGCUUACUCUACUGCCCCUUGGACCGUCAUGCAAGUAAUACGCGUGAUCUCGUCUUUCUGUGUCUGCGUCUUCAUCGGUCUCAGAGGUAUACGCCAUGCCAGACACGCGCUUAGCCAUUGGGUCAUUAACGCGUGCAGAACCCCGGGAAUACUGAUGCGCGACAUAGCAAUAAUAGUGGCAUUGUGGUUGCAGGA
Baudoinia panamericana UAMH 10762 is the source of this 2272-nucleotide messenger RNA. RefSeq lists its product as uncharacterized. Lineage: Eukaryota; Fungi; Ascomycota; Dothideomycetes; Mycosphaerellales; Teratosphaeriaceae. The record is from RefSeq and is a predicted model, not a curated record. Gene Ontology annotation, molecular function: 2-(3-amino-3-carboxypropyl)histidine synthase activity. The coding region runs from base 242 to 1972 and encodes 576 amino acids. The transcript has a single exon. Gene Ontology annotation, biological process: protein histidyl modification to diphthamide.